AUGUCCCAGUUCUCCGGCUCUCACCAUUUCCAGCACAACGGUGACCCGAAAAACGUACAUAGCGCCUCUCCCACACCUUUGUCGUCACCUCCGAACGACCAGGCCCCCACAUCCAACGGCAAGCUGAAUUCGGCCCCUACCACUAAAAGCCAUCAUAUCAUCAACGUUGGUAGUUUUCGCACACGAACUCGAGCUCGCGCUGUUUCGACGCCUAUUCCAGCAUCUCCCGCCCGGGUUGACCAUGAUAGCUCCCCAAUAGAUAUAACUCCCAUAUCAAGUGAGACGCAUCGCAGAACUACAAGUCGAACUUCCUCUAGGCCGUUGUCUAUGGUGCAAACCUACCAACCGCCCCUCAUGGAUGUUAACGAAGAUACGAUUCCCGAACUCCAGCCUAUCUUUACUUUCCUCAAUAGUCAUGCGAAUAAACUAUACCAAGAGGGUUAUUUCCUAAAACUUGACGAUCAGAAUACUCACGGGAAACCGAACCCCGAUCGCACCUGGACCGAAUGCUUUGCACAGUUGGUGGGAACCGUAUUAUCCUUGUGGGAUGCGGCUGAAUUGGAUGCUGCGGGGGAAGAUGGGGAGGUUCUGCCAAAGUUCCUAAACUUGACGGAUGCUUCUAUUAAGAUGAUCGAGUCCCUACCUACAAGGUCGAAUGAUGAGCAGCCGUUGCAAAAUAUUCUCAGUAUAUCGACAGCGGGACGGAACCGUUAUCUUUUGCACUUCAACUCUCGACAUUCCCUCAUACAAUGGACUGCUGGUAUCCGACUUGCCAUGUUCGAGCAUUCGACUCUCCAAGAAGCCUAUACGGGUGCGUUGAUUGCGGGCAAGGGCAAGACGUUGAAUAAUAUCGGUGUCAUUAUGGAAAGAUCACGUACGCCAAUGGACCAAUGGGUCAGAGUCCGAUUUGGAGCUGGCGUUCCGUGGAGACGCUGCUGGUGUGUUAUUUCACCGCCGGACGAGAAGGAAUUUAUAAAAGCUCAGAAAGAGCAUAAGAAAAAGUCCCCAUAUGAUCGACAUACUCCACUACUCAAGGGAGAUAUAAAAUUUUAUGACAGCAGGAAGGAGGGGAAGAAGCACAAGAAAAUGCUACCCAUAGCAACCAUCAGCGACGCCUAUUCGGCGUAUGCCCUAUAUCCCCAAGCCAAGUCACUAAUUGAUGCUUCGACACUGGUCAAGAUUGAGGGAAAUAUCACUAUUCACUCGGACCCGCCUACUGAGAGCGAAGGUUUCGUGUUUAUUAUGCCUGAAGUGCAUCCGGCGGUCAGCGGCUUCGAGAUGAUGCUCAGAUUUUUAUUUCCUACCUGGGACACCUUCGGCCUCUAUGGCCGCCCAGGGAGAUUGGUUGCAAGUGUCCUCGAUUCGAGGUCCCUUAUGUUCGCCAUGCCGAAGCACAAGCGCUAUGGCUACUUAGAAUUAAUGGAUGUGUCAGGACUAAUCUUAACUGAAGGUAGUUCAAGCUGGAACGAACGGGAAUGGAGGAAGAAGCUCAAGGAGCUAACCGGCAUCCGCAUGAAUAGCGCCGAGGAUGGGGCAAGCUCGAGUUCCAGUUCGGGACAGACCAACGGCAAUAGCAAGCGCCUUAGUUUUGGCCCCGCUGCUGGGGGCUCCUCGAAGCCUCGUGUUGGUUUUGCUGACGAAGCACCGGCUCCCGUUCGUACAUCUCGAUCUAUGUCGCUCGGUAGUCAACCUCCCCCCAAAAAUGAUCCGGCCCCUCCUAUUCCCGACGCCUCUGCAGUGAUUGGAGAUAAGUCCGGCCAUGCCCGUAAUGCGUCAGACUCCAAUAUCCCUGGCGCUAUGCCUCCUCAGCCGCCCUCUCACCAGGAUAGCUCAUAUGCGUCGAGCCCAGCCUCAUCCAUGAGGGGCCCUAAUGCAGGACGUGCGUUCAUAAAUGAUUUAGCAGCGACUCCGGAGCGUAUAAGUUCCGACGAAGAUCGAACAGACCCUCCGAUCCGCGAUUUCGAAGGAAUCCGGAGGAUGCCAACCCCGGAGCCGGUGUCCCAACCCCCUAGUUUCUCCCACGCGCCUGGCCAUGUUCCUACGACCCGUCCUUACCAUUCACCCGAGAUGCGUCGCGCUAAUAGCCGAUUAUCCAUGACUACCCUCGCGCAGCUUGCAACAGCUGGCGGGGUCCCUGUAGGCGAGGACCCACGAGACAAUGAAAGGAGCAACGAGGAGCGCCGUGGACCACCUUCGCGGGGACCCGACCAACGUGGUCAACAACUUCCGGUACAUGAUCACGUCAACAACGCUGGGAUAUCUGCUAAUGCCGGAUCUCGUGAAGUUUUAAGGGAAAACCAGCCACAGUCUCCUGGUCCUGGGCUACCACCGCCUCAAAUGGACCCCUCCGGAAUGAGAUCGAGAUCGCCGCUAAACCAAACUAUGAGUCCUCCACCCCCUGGCCCACGAGGUCCCAGCCCAGGUCCCAACCCAGGUCCCAGUAACCGGCCAAAAACACCUACCUCUCGACCCGGUACUGCGUCUGGUAAUCGACCACCACAACCUGGAUAUGGCCCGCCGCCAGGUAACAUGACUCCAGGUCAACGAGGACCACCUUAUGGUAUGGCCCCUCCCGGAAGAGGCCGCGGCCGUCCCCCACCGAAUAUGACUCCAGGGCGAGGCCGACCAAACUACCCACAGGAGAACAUGUACCGCGGCUAUCCACCGCAAGGCCCACCAGGCCCUGGCGGCCCUGAUAGACCAAGAUCUCCAGCUAACCGCCAGCCUUUGCCACCGCUAAACACUUCUCCCCCUAUUUACAGAAAACCACUCCCAACUCGUAGCGACAGUCUACAACACCGACAUAUUCGCGACGAUGUAACACCACAGUCCCCAUCCACGAGCAGCGGAAGUCUGACGGGCAAUCGCAUCGAUGCGGCUGGACUAGGCCAGGUCCGUCCUCUUAAUACGACACCUCGGGCCCCUCCAAAUUUUGGCGUACAUCGCGUUGAUACUAGCAAAAGCCAAUCGAGUAGCCGUUAUGAUGAUUCGGCAUCUACCGAUAGCCCCGACUACGCCAGUUCUCGCCCUUCGACGGAUACGGCAACCUCCAGUGACCGGGAGCGCCCACGAGCAGGUGUCCUUCGAACAAUUGGAAACGCAGAUGAUUCUCCAACACAAGCUCGUGGCGCGAAUCUAGAUAUUCCGGACAUAGAUUUUGGUCCGACUUUGAAUUAUGGAACAGCACCUGUCGCGAAGACACCAACACCUACCAACCCGCAGCCGAGGUCAUUCUCGCCCGGACCUCGCUCUAAUUCGCCGGCUCACGUACCUCCACGUAGAUCACCCGGAGCUGAGAUGGGACAUAACCGUCAAGAGUCAGAGGAUACAUUGCGACGUAGCAUGAUCUGGCAACCUGCAACUCCUGGGUCUGGUCCCGCGGGACCUGCCCUGUCACCCGAAGAGUUCGUCCAGCAACGAGCGAGGCAUUCAUCGGGGAUGAGUCUUGGGGGUUUGAGAACGGGCUCGGAUUAUAUUGGUACACACUCUCGAAAUAAUUCGCAAGAUCUAUUGCAGCGUCCAAGCUCUCGGGGGCCAAACGAGCUACUCCAACGCCCCGGGUCCAGAGGUGCCGGUGCUGUUCUCGGCGGACAAGGGCAAGAACAUGUGGCGCGUGUGACAGGUUCUCCUUUAAUUACCAUGGCAGGUAAUAAGAAUGCACCACAAACCAGUGGAGGUCUAGUAGGUGCAAUUGAGGCAAGAGAGCGAGAAAAACAACAAAUGAAACAGGGUUGGAGUAGCCAGGCUGCACAAUACGCAAUUAAUCAGCGUCAACAACAAGCUUUUCAGCAGUAUCAACAACGUACACCAUCGCCCAGUAUGCCACCGCCUGCUGGAAUGUACUCUAAUAUGGGUCGCGGUCCAAGUCCAAUGUCUUACGAGCAAGAAGGCGGCUGGUCGUCGCCUGGGCCGGGGUUUAGGUCUCCACCCCCUGGGAACUUCGAUCCUCGCGUAAACCAACAGGGCAUGCAACCAUACGCCCCAUUCUCAGCACAGAGUCCACCGCCUGGCGGACGAGGACAAAAUCCUCCUUACCACGGACACGCAUUUUAA
Molecule: messenger RNA, 4053 nt
Organism: Daldinia loculata
Lineage: Eukaryota; Fungi; Ascomycota; Sordariomycetes; Xylariales; Hypoxylaceae
Exons: 7
Coding region: 1-4053 (1350 amino acids)
Source: RefSeq, a predicted model, not a curated record